Messenger RNA from Emiliania huxleyi CCMP1516, 336 nucleotides. RefSeq lists its product as hypothetical. The record is from RefSeq and is a predicted model, not a curated record. NCBI's taxonomy places the organism in Eukaryota, Haptophyta, Isochrysidales, Noelaerhabdaceae. The transcript has a single exon. The annotation marks the transcript as partial.
AUGGCCUCCCACCGCAUCGGCGCCCGCCUCUCGGGCCUCUCGCCGGAGCAGCUGCUCGUAAUCAUCAAGGAGCAGGGUCCCUCACGCUCGCAGCUGUGCGCCAUCAUCGAGGCGCAGGCGGGCGCGAGCGACGCCGCGCUGCGCGUGGCGGAGGAGCACGCCGCACGGCUCGUGGAGCAGCCCGAGUGGGUGCUCUCCGAGGUCCUCCUCUCGCCGGACCUCGCCCCGCACAUCCUCGCCCAGCUGCCGAUCAAGGCGCACGCCGUCAAGGGGACGUGCCGCGCGUGGCGCCGCGGCUGGAAGGAGACGCUGAAGAGGCGUGAGAAGCCGCGCUUG